CCCGCCUCCCGAUCUCGGAACCCCUCCCGUCGGCGUCAUAUAAUACAUGAAUGGUAGUAUGCGCUUUCACUGUUGCAAGGCGGAACCAUUUGCUCGAUAUCUCUCAAAUCAACAAUACAAGACAUCAAACAGGCCUCACGAGCCAUUCACCGCAGAUAUGUCUCGCCUCAAGAUUGCUGUGUUGGAUGAUUACCUGGAGACUUCGAGUUCACAUUUUGGGAAACUUGAUAGCUCUGUCUUUGAGGUAACGACAUUCAAAGACACAUUGCUCCCUUACAACGGCCCGGAGACUACAGCUGAGGUCAAGGAUGAGCUUGCCAAACGUCUUGAGCCGUUCUCCAUCAUUUGCACUAUGCGGGAGCGUACGCCAUUCCCAGCCGAGCUCGUCAACCGGCUGCCAAACCUAAAGCUCCUCCUAACCACUGGAGUCCGCAACGCGUCGCUCGAUCUGACAGCCUUCCGCCAGCGCGGGAUCCCCGUCGCCGGCGCCAAGGACAAGAAGCGCGGCCAACAUGACAGCAACGCCAUUACCACGGGGACGGACUCGACGACGGAGCAUUGUGUCGCCAUGAUCAUGGGCCUCGCGCGUGGUCUUGUGAGGGACCACAACGCCGUGCAGGCUGGUUUAUGGCAUACGGGCUACGCCGUCGGCUUAUCGGGGAAGACGUUUGCGACUCUAGGGCUGGGGAGGCUGGGAACGGCUGUUGCGCGGAUAAUGCACGCUGCCUUUGGGAUGCGCGUUGUCGCCUGGAGUGAGAAUCUAACUCAAGAAAAAGCCGAUGAGCAAGCCAAGGGGGCCGGGCUGGCGGCUGAGAACGGGGAAGGGGAAAAAACCUUCAAAGUUGUCAGCCGGGAAGAACUUUUCCGGACUGCAGAUGUACUCAGUAUCCAUCUUGUCUUGUCUCAGAGGUCAAGGGGGUUCGUUACGGGGAAGGAUUUAUCAUUGAUGAAGCGUAGCGCCAUGCUGGUCAACACUUCAAGGGCAGGAUUGGUUGUCACUCAGGAUCUGCUCAAAGUCUUGGAGAGUGGUGCUAUCCGAGGUGCUGCGAUAGAUGUCUUUGACCUUGAGCCUCUAUCGGCAGGAGAUGCUUGGAGGACAACAAAGUGGGGUGAAGAUGGGCGCAGUCAGGUUUUGCUCACUCCUCAUAUGGGAUAUGUCGAGGAGCAAACUCUGCAAGACUGGUAUGAGAUGCAGGUUGAGAACAUCUUGAGGUGGCACAAAGGAGAGGAGUUGCUUAUGCCUCUGUGAAUUGAGCUAGGUACAGAUAGUUGUUUUAUGAUUCAGUAUCAAACAAAGCUUUAGAGGUUUUGUUCAGCGUGUCAAACAGAAC
Pyricularia oryzae 70-15 is the source of this 1331-nucleotide messenger RNA. Its product is annotated as glyoxylate reductase. The transcript has 2 exons. Lineage: Eukaryota; Fungi; Ascomycota; Sordariomycetes; Magnaporthales; Pyriculariaceae. Bases 47 to 1249 code for a protein of 400 amino acids. The record is from RefSeq and is a predicted model, not a curated record. Gene Ontology annotation, molecular function: NAD binding; oxidoreductase activity, acting on the CH-OH group of donors, NAD or NADP as acceptor.